Molecule: messenger RNA, 3382 nt
Organism: Poecilia reticulata (guppy)
Lineage: Eukaryota; Metazoa; Chordata; Actinopteri; Cyprinodontiformes; Poeciliidae
Product: synaptotagmin-5
Biological process (GO): calcium ion-regulated exocytosis of neurotransmitter; vesicle fusion
Cellular component (GO): plasma membrane; exocytic vesicle; synapse
Molecular function (GO): calcium ion binding; phosphatidylserine binding; SNARE binding
Source: RefSeq, a predicted model, not a curated record
UGGCUGCAGUGCGCGUUCCCGACACAGGGGGAACAGAUUUUCCCAGAGCUGGGAAAGCUGUAUGRUAGAAGAGUUGUGAUAUUAAAAUGAAAGAAGGUGGGGCUUCUUCGCAUCCUUCCGACGCAGGUUCCCUCGGAAGAUGAAGCAGCUGCUGGAUGGUUGUCAGAUCGCUGCGCACUCGGGAUGGUCCGCUCAUUCUGACCCAGCUUCCCUCAGGCGCUGAAGAUGUCGGAUUCUCUGGGAGUCCACCUGCAGGUUGUGCUGGCUGUGGGUCUGGCUGUGCUCUGCUACUGUCUGGUUCUUGGCUGCAUCCUUUGCUGUCGCAAACAGAAAAGCCUUUCCUCUGAAGACAAAGAAGCAGCUGUUCUGUCCCCUCAUCCCGCUGAGAGUGUGACUGUGACAUUAAGUCACUCUCCGUGUACUCAGCCUGUCAAACAGCAGUACGAAGAGCUGGAUGGUGAUGUGUUGGAGUGCCCUUCUUCUAAAAGUAGCUCUUCUCCAUCUGACGGUGACGUCAGCACUCUCCCAUUCGACAACAGCCCUUCUAGAGCCGCUGAGCUGGCGCAGUCUCCCAGAGCUACUUUCCCAACGCGGCGCCUUAGUACUUCUGCUCUGCCCUGCUCUCCCAAUAAAGCUGCUAGUCACGGAAGGGCUUCCUUGCCCUCCCUCACCAAGCUCAGCUUUGUGUCCAAAUCCCGCCGGGUGAUAGGCAGACGCAGAACUGUUAGUGGAGAAAGUUAUGCUCUCAGUGAGAGCAGUCGGCUCACAGCAGGUGCUCCCAGCGUUAACAGCCAACAGGGGGAGCCAUGUCACCCUCAGUACGGCUCCAACUCCAUCUCUGCCUCAGCCAAACCAGCUCCUCUUCUGCACUUUUCCCUGCUCUUUAGCUCCAGCUCUGGCACCUUGGUGGUCAACAUCCUGGGGCUUUCUGGGGACACUAGAAGGCGCAGUGGGGUAUUUGUUCGYGCCAGCCUCCCUCCGCUUYACCCCUUGCUCCAGCAGACAGCCCCACGCCGGCGCAGCCUCUGCCCAGACUUGGUCAGCCAGAGCUUUGUGCUGCAGGUGGGCUCUGUGGAGGAGCUCUGCACCUGCACCCUGAGGCUGGYGGUCUACAGCAGGGACUUCUCUGGGCUGAGAGAGGCUGCUCUGGGGGAAGUGGAGUUACCCUGUGAGGAGUUUGAGUGGGAGCCUGACUCCAAGACUACCUACACCAAGCAGCUCAUCCCAAGCAAAAUCAAGCUGAAAAAGAGUUUCAGUUCUCAGGAGACUCUGGGAUGCAGGAAAAGCUCAAUCUGCAUGCCUCGGACUUUGGGCCAACUGUUCAUCUUGCUGCAGUACCAGACCCUGGCUCAGCGAAUCAAAGUGAUGAUUCGAAAGGCUGAAAAUUUGGUCAAGCUGACACGAAUCCCAGGAACUCCAGAUCACUAUGUUGUCAUCAACUUACAUCAGGAUGGUAAAAAAAUUGACACAAAGGAGACCAAAGUGGCCAGUGGACCAAACCCCAUCUGGAAUGCUCCCUUCCUGUUUGACCUUCCACCUGGUGACAUCACCMAGCUGCCGCUGGCUCUYGAAUUCAUCGUGAUGCAGGGCCGUCUCUACACUAAGAACAGCAUUCUGGGGCGCGUACUGAUUGGCGSCGAUGCUUCAGAUGUCGGACAGGAGCACUGGAGGGAAAUCUGCGGUCCAGGACARACAGAAACCACCCGCUGGCACGCCAUCCRGUCAGAUGCAGUGUAGGACUGACUGUAUGUAAGAAACGUAGGUGGAGCAGAAUCACAUUUAUCUGUGGGACUAUAGAAGGUGAAACACUGAUCACACUGGUGUGGUAGGAAUGAUGCGUUUUUCUAAUAUACCAGUCAUCUCACUCCAUCACAUUACUGAUUAUUACGUCACUGUGAUUCCUUAAUUCUUUAGCAUUGUAACAACUUGGAUGUACUGUGAAACUUAUACUAAUGUUGUAGAAUUGUUUAUUUUGUGCCAAGAAACUACAAAUAUCAAAGCUUGCUGGACAAAAUGGCUAACAUGCAUGUGUGUAAUUUACAUCYUUGACAGUGUGUGACUAUUUUCUGGCAUCUGUAACUGUACCAAUGUCCCUCUUUCACACUCUUAUAUCUAUCAUUCUGUACAGAGCUGUUAAAAUGUAAUUGUUAUGGUUGGGAUGCCUGCUAAUUCUUCAUCAUUUUGUUCUUUACCUGGGGACACAUUUUGAUUAUUUAUUUUUUUUAAUGRGAUUUCAAAGAAACCUCGUACUGUUGRGGUCCUAAAAGGUUUUGAUAAUGGGAAUAAUUAAAGAUACAUAAUUACACAGCACAUGAAGAUCUCUACUCUACAAGUAUCUACAGGUUAAAUAUUUUCACGUUGAAGAAAGGCUCACUGAAAACCAAAAUGUCUGACAGCGAUUGGAUUUGUUUCUUAAAUAUGAAUAGCAAAAAUAAUUUACAGCAAAAAUAAAAUAGUAACAUAAAAACAUAAAACAAAAGUUAGUCCCAGAUUACUUAUUGCAAAGCUUUUUUAAAAAAAUCUUAAGGAAGGACACAUUUUUAUAUGUCAGUACUGCAGUGGGCCAACAGGUGUCAGCAGAACCACCUCUACGCAUUUGGAGAUUCAUUAGAAUAGAGACGAUGCUCGGUUCUUUUUAAUAUGACUGCUAAAGAGGUAAAUUUGAAAGCGGUGGACAUUUUCUGUAAAUAAACUUUCUGCAUGUCAAGAAGUGUUCAAACAUCCUGUUAUUAUCUAGAUGUUUAAUUUUGUUUAUUUGACAAUUUAAAAUGAAAUAAAUAUAAUUCACAAGAAAGCAAAAGUAGCAAGUUACUAAUUUAUUGUCAUUUCAUGUAAAUCAUUGUCCACUUUAUUAGGUACACCUCGCUAAUGCUAGGUUGGACCCUGUACUGCCUUCAGAACUGCCUUCAUUAUUCCUGCCAGAGAUUUAACAAGGAGUCAGAAACAUGUCUUAGAGAGUUCAUAUUCACAUGACAGUAUCAUACAGUUCCCGCAGAUUUAUGUGCUGCACAUUCAUAAUGUACGUCAUCCUUGUAUUUGUGUCAUAACUCAUAUCUUCCCAGUACAUUUUAAAAAUUAGCUGUUCAUGGUGAUGCUGUGAGGAGAAUGGGUCUCUGGUAGCGGUCGGUAUUGCAACAAAUCUGAAUAAGCCACUGACUGAAGAAUAUGACAGUCUCAUGAUGACAUGCUAACAACUCAAUAUUUGGUCAACCGAGAUAAUAUUCCAGAGUAACAUGUUCUGGAUGACACUGUAAGUUAUUGGCAAACACUGCUAAUCCGUCUCAUUUGCUUUUGGGAUGCUAAUCAGCUGUUCUUUGUUGUAAAAAACAAUGCAUUAUUGCCACAUUUUAAAAACUGUCUAAAAGCACACAAAUAAAAUAAA